AUGGAAGAUAAUCCACUCAGAGACAUCCCUUCCUUCCAAUAUGGCGGACACGGUCUCAGUACGCCUUCAGCACACGACCGACCAAUCUUGGAAAGAGUAAGCCGACCCUCCAACGGCAACACCGAGGACUCCAACCGUGACCCACCAUCCAGGACUUCCCCAGAGCCGGCCCAAGCCCAGACCGAUUCGCAAGGACACUACGUUGGCUCCUCGUCUGGCGUGUCCUUCCUGAUCCGAAUCCAAAAGCGCCUCCACCAGAAUACACCUACACCGCAGGACUCCUCGAUAUUCGCCUGGGGCGACUCGCCUUUAGCAGACUUCGACCCGACCUUCUUCGUGCUGCCGCCAAAGCCGGACGCGCAGAGACUCGUAGAGCGGUACUUCGACUAUGCGGCGCCGACACAUCGGUUUAUCCACCGACCGACGAUUGAGAAGUGGGUACACGAGUUCUACGAGACGCAGGGCGAUAUGCACGCCAAAGAAGACGCGGCGGCGAAGACUGCUCUCCUCCUCAUCGUUUUCGCACAAGCACAAGCGUAUAUGCCACCUGGUAGCACGACACGGGAGAACAGUGCGCGGUACUUUUUCGCGGCGGAUCACCAAUUAUCGAAGGAGCGUGGUGCGGUAAGGCUGGCGAGUGUGCAGGCGCGACUUCUGCAGUGCUUCUACCUGCUUACACAGUCGAGGAUCAAUCACUGCUGGUCGCUGUUUGGAACGACGUCGCAUCUUGCGCUUGCAAUUGGGUUAAAUCGCGGGAGGAGGUAUGCUCCGUCUGCAACGAUCGACUACGUGGAGUUGGAGAGCCGGAGACGAACAUUCUGGGUUGCGUACUCGCUUGACAAGUACCUCUCCGCUGCUCUAGGACGGCCGCGGACGUUCAAGGACGAAGACAUCGAUCAGGAAUUACCGACUGUGGUCAAUGACGCGGAUCUGCAUCCGCAGUUCAUAUCGCCAUCUACAUCGAAGAGUCCGUCGCAUAUGAUGGCGCCUGUAGAGCAUAUCAAACUUACACGUAUCGUGUCCCUCGUCCUGCGGGAUCUCUACUCUAUUCGGCCCCCAUCUCUCGACCACCGUAUUCAACUCUCUGCGAAAUACACCGCCGACUUAGAUCGCUGGCGGGAGUCGCUCGGACCCUUCCUCGACGCUGCGGGUAUCGAGUCCUCGCUGCUCAUCCCCAUCUACCAGCGUCAACGCGGCGUAUUGAACCUGGCAUACUACCACGCGAUGCUCUUAAUCCACCGCCCGUUCCUGCUGAGCAACUUUGCAAAGCUGACAGGCAUACGGAGCCAUCCAAGCUACCAGGCGCCGGCGGACACGAGCGCGAACAUUGCUAGGUGUCUGGAUGCGGCAAUGAACAUCGUCAGGGUUGUGGAUGAUGUGUUCACUUCAUCGAACCUGUUCCGGGCGUUCUGGUUUACGCAGUACUACGCAUUCUGCGCUGUGGUCGUGCUGUACAUCUACCGCAUCAGACAGCAUCUCCUUACCCCAGGACAGUGCGAGCCGUACUUUGCCGCAGGCGAGAAGUGCCAGAGGCAGCUGGAGAGCAUCAGCGAGACAGACUGUCUUGCACGAAGAUACUGUGUGGUACUCGAAGAGCUGAGAUUGGAGGCUGUGAGGCAGGCGAAUCAGCAGAGUCGCUCUGAGGCCGGUAUUACGGAGCCAUCACCUCUCCCCAUAGCUGGCACUAGUGCGACGGAGCAGAAUCAGCCAAGCUCGACGGCUUUGACAAUACCAGAGACGACGUCGCAGAGCGGAGCAAGUCCGGAUAUGGCCGCAUCUUUCUACAGUAACGGCAACGUGCCGCAGACGCCAGACAGUACGAUGUUCAACUCGAGCUAUCUACCGUCGAACAUGGCAGACCUGACAAGCUGGGGCCAGUUCGACAGUCUCGUGACGGCCGGCAUUGGGAUCUUCGACGGCGGCUUUCAAGCAGAUCAAAAUUUUGGCUUUGGUUUCAAUAUGUGA
Messenger RNA from Didymella exigua CBS 183.55, 1965 nucleotides. RefSeq names its product fungal-specific transcription factor domain-containing protein. The coding region runs from base 1 to 1965 and encodes 654 amino acids. Gene Ontology annotation, cellular component: nucleus. Lineage: Eukaryota; Fungi; Ascomycota; Dothideomycetes; Pleosporales; Didymellaceae. The transcript is spliced from 2 exons. The record is from RefSeq and is a predicted model, not a curated record. Gene Ontology annotation, molecular function: sequence-specific DNA binding; zinc ion binding. Gene Ontology annotation, biological process: DNA-templated transcription; positive regulation of transcription by RNA polymerase II.